CCUAAACUCCUGGUUUUGGAACCUCCAUGUUGAUAUACAAAGAAUCGCAUGAUUACAGGAACUAUUUAAUUAACUUCUUUAAAUUUUGAUAGAAAACCCCCAACUCCCCAAGGCCCCAAUUCACCAAAGUUGUAGCAUGCUACUUACUUCAGCAAAACUUAGGAAUCGCAAGAUUACAGGAACAAUUUCCCUUCUCUUGUUUUCACCAAGUGCAUAUUCAACUUUCAAUGGAAAAUCGUCACUUCAAAAUGGCGGAUCGCACCUGUACCAAACUAUUGGUUUUUGGAAGAAAUGCGACGAUUUCGUUUCAAAUUCACGUACUUUUGGGGGUAAUCGGUCUAGGAUUUAUACUGCAUCAGUUGGUAAUCGGAUGUGGCCGUUCUUCACUGUUCUUGGCAGUUGCAGAGCUUCGUUUAGAUCAAUUGCAACUCAGAGCUAUCCUGAUGAACUAGAGCUGACAGACAAUCUCCUGAAUCAUAUUCUUUACGCCUUUGAAAAUACUGAUCUCUCCAGUAAGGAAAUAUGUAAUGACAUUGAAAGGCUAUGUCGGUCUGGUAAUGUUUCAGCAAUUGCUAACCUGCUGAAGAUUUUACACAGUAGAAAUAUUUUCCUUGACCCUGAUGCCUAUAAUGUCCUUUUGGCUACUACUAGCGAAAGGAGGGACGUUGAACUUUCUCUUGCAAUAUUUAAGGAUAUAUUGCUUUCCUCUAAAGGCAUGAGUUCAAAACCUUAUUUCAAUCUUGCUAAGGCUUUUGAAAUCACAGAUGAUCAUUCCCUGCUACUCAAUUUUGUCAGAGAAAUAUCUCAGCUCACAUCUCAUUGUGGUGUUCUGGUUCUAAACAGAAUGAUAUUCGCCUUUGCUGAGUGUAGGCAGAUUGAGAAGGCCUUAAUGAUUUUUGAACAUAUGAAGGUUCUACAAUGCAAGCCUGACUUGGUCACUUAUAAUACAACUGUUGGUCUGUUAGGUCAAGCGGGUUUAGUGGAUGACAUGCUGCGGGAGUUUGCUUCCAUGAAGAAGGCUAGUAUAAUUCCAGAUAUUGUCACAUAUAACACCGUGUUAAACAAUUUACAAAAAAUGGGCAGAUUAGAUCUUUGUUUAGUUUAUAUGACGGAAAUGGAUGAGAGUGGAGUAAUUCCUGAUCUGAGAACUUAUACUGCAUUGAUUGAGAGCUUUGGUCGAUCAGGUAACAUCGAGGAAGCAUUGAGACUUUUUAGUGUUAUGAAGGCUAAGCAAGUCCGGCCUUCAAUCUACAUAUACAGGUCAUUGAUUAAUUAUUUAAAGAAAAUGGGUAAGUUGAAGGCUGCUGCUUCCCUUCUGGAUGAGAUGAAUUGUUCCCUCCCAAAUUUAGUUGGUCCAAAGGAUUUCAAAAGGAAAAAUAGAUGAGGAACCAAGAAGCGUAACAAUAUAUGCAGUACUUUGGCACACUACUCUGGUCUUGUUGCUGAUAUUAAGGAUAUGCUGAUGAGCUGCAAGAGCAUUAUGAGGAGUCAGUUGAUGUUUAAAAAGGAUGAUAUUAUGAAAAUUUGCUACAGAAAUGUUGUGUUAUCCUGCGAACUUCAGGUAUGGUCAUUCUUGCUGACAGAUUGAUAGUGUAAACAUUUGUUGAAAUUUAACUUACAGAGAAUAUAUAUAUUGAGAACAGACUUGUUACAUAAAGAAUUUAUAUUUUAGAUGAGUCCAUGUUUGUUAAA
Molecule: messenger RNA, 1692 nt
Organism: Spinacia oleracea (spinach)
Lineage: Eukaryota; Viridiplantae; Streptophyta; Magnoliopsida; Caryophyllales; Amaranthaceae
Product: pentatricopeptide repeat-containing protein At1g11900
Exons: 3
Coding region: 137-1384 (415 amino acids)
Molecular function (GO): protein binding
Source: RefSeq, a predicted model, not a curated record